AUGACGGCAGAUGCAACCAACCUUGCCCAGGAUAGUGAGCACCUGAGCAACGUACGGAAACGCUACGCAGAAGAAGCCAGAAAACGUCUCAGGCCUGAGGGCUCUGCUCAGUUUAUCCAACUGACAGAGACGGAAAACAAACGGCUCAACGCGUUGGUCGAGGAUCCUUGGGCAAACCAUGAAGCGCUCAAUGCCCAAGAUCCGCCCAUCAAGCAACACGACCUUCACAAGUUCUUUGUCCUCGGCGGCGGGUUUGGCGGUCUUCAAUUCGCCGUCCGCCUCAUCGAGAAAGGCAUCGCCACUGCUGAUGACAUCCGUCUUGCCGAUGCUGCUGGGGGCUUUGGAGGCACGUGGUACUGGAAUAGAUUCCCCGGUCUUCACUGCGACGUCGAGAGCUACAUCUACCUACCGCUCUUGGAGGAAACGGGCUACAUACCCACGCAUAAGUACGCACCCGGUGACGAGAUCAGACUUCACGCUGAGCGGAUCGCAGCGCAGUGGAAGUUGAAGAACAAAGCCCUUUUCCGCUCUGAUGUCAAGAGCGUUGAGUGGGAUGACAAGGCGCAACUCUGGAAUAUAAAGUUGACGCAGCGACGAGGCCCUCUGACUCCUAAGAUCGACAUCGAGUUCCGGGCUGAGUAUGUUUACCUUGCUGCAGGCGUGCUCACCAAGCCUCAAAUCCCGGACAUUCCUGGUCUGCUGUCAUUUUCCGGGUCCAUCUUUCAUACUGCACGCUGGAACUACAAGGUCUCUGGAGGCUCUCCAACAAACCAAACUUUGGAUGGCCUCAGGAACAAGAAAGUUGGUAUUGUGGGUACUGCUGCAACUGCAGUUGGAGUUAUUCCCCAAGUUGCCAAGUACGCCGGGGAACUCUACGUCUUUCAGAGAACACCAGCCUGCGUCAAUCCCCGUGGCCAGCAUCCAACGGAUUCCGUGGACUUCGAGAAGACGGUGGCCACGGGAAGUGGAUGGCAGUUCAAGAGGCAGACCAACUUUGCCACGUUCGUCAACAACGCCGCCGAGCCUGGAGCAGCCAACUUGGUUGGGGAUGCCUGGACGACUAUGCCAGGCUACUCUGCUGUUGUCGGGUCGCCCAACUAUGGUAUUGUUGACCCUGCACCUGAGAAUCUUGCACAGCACGUCGCAAACUUCCACGCUCUUGAUCUGUCGCACAUGGAGGACGUUCGUACCAGGGUCGAGAACAUUGUUCAAGAUGACGAUACGGCUGAAAAGCUUAAGCCUUGGUAUCCAUCGUGGUGCAAGCGACCGACGUUCAGCGACGCAUAUCUACAGGUCUUCAACCAGUCGAAUGUUCAUCUGGUCGAUACAGAUGGCCGAGGUCCAUCCAGGGCAACCGAAAAGGGUCUUGUCGUUGGCGAUAAAGAGUAUCCCCUCGACAUCAUCAUUUUUGGCACCGGAUACAAGACUCCGGCUUCUAGUCUGGGGAGCCCUACGUCGAGAACUGGUGUUUCCAUCAUCGGUCGUGAGCGACUCCCUCUAGACGACAAGUGGCAGGCCAACGGUCCCGCUACGCUACAUGGAUAUGCCACCAACGGAUUCCCCAACCUCUUCUUUUCGAGCUCUAACCAGGCAACCCAGACGGGAAACAACGUCUUCAUGCUCGGUCUCAUCGCCGAUCACAUUACGUACAUGAUAGCCCAGGCCCAAGAGCGAGUCGGACCCGGUCAACGUCCCAUCAUCGAGGUAACUAGCCGGGCUGAGCAGGCUCAUACAGACGAGAUUCUGAAACGAGCUCCGUACUACUCAGCUUUGGCAGGUUGCACGCCGGGCUACUUUAACGGACAUGGAGAAGCAUCUAGGGUUACGGAUCCUGACGAGAAGAGAAAGAGGGCCAAAGCCAGCGCCUGGGGUGAAGGAACGCAAUCGUUCAUGAAUUACAUUGAGGGCUGGCGUAAUGAAGGCUCACUCGAUGGUCUGGCGAUCGCGCCAGCCGUGGAUUCGUCCGGCAAGGGUGGGCUUCUUUCUAAGCUUUGA
Molecule: messenger RNA, 1995 nt
Organism: Fusarium keratoplasticum
Lineage: Eukaryota; Fungi; Ascomycota; Sordariomycetes; Hypocreales; Nectriaceae
Exons: 1
Coding region: 1-1995 (664 amino acids)
Source: RefSeq, a predicted model, not a curated record